Molecule: messenger RNA, 456 nt
Organism: Diatraea saccharalis (sugarcane borer)
Lineage: Eukaryota; Metazoa; Arthropoda; Insecta; Lepidoptera; Crambidae
Source: the annotation of a GenBank genome assembly
AUGCCGGCACAGCCUAUAAAGCUGUACUAUUUGCCACCGUCACCACCCUGCCGUGCGGUCAUGAUGACUGCUAAGGCAUUGGGAUUGGAACUGGAGUUGGUGCUCACGAACAUAAUGGAAGGAGCUCAUCUAACACCAGAAUUCAUCAAGGGUCCUAUGCUUUUUAAAGGCGAGCCAAUGGAUGAAGCUCUAGCAGCAAAAUUGAAUGAAGCUAUUGGUUGGCUGAAUACAUUGCUGGAUGGUAAAGCAUUUGUCGCUGGGGACAAUCUUACUGUCGCAGACAUAUCGAUAAUAGUCACAUUUACGAAUCUCGCGGCCUUUGAAUAUGACUUCAGUGAAUACGAAAACGUUAAAAAGUGGUUUGAGAGAACAAAAAAGACUCUGGAGCCUUACGGAUACUAUGAAAUCGACGAUGCUGGGGCACAAAUGCUUGCGUCCUUUUUGAAAAAUGAAUAA